AAGUAGGUGGGAAAGCGAGGUAGGCUAUCUAGUUACUUGUUUCUAUAGCAACCUACAAGAGCGGCGUGAACGCCGCGUAACCAUGGCAAAAGCACGCAAACAUUAAAGUGGAACAACGGUGGUCAACAUCCCGUCCAUCCAGCCAGCCGCCCUCUAACCUCAACAUGUCAACCGUUGAUAAAAUGACUUCGGAUAUGGUAGCGUCCAGACCUCGACAGUAUGACAGUGCUAUUGCACCUGAUGCGUCCCUCAGAGUACCAGAGGCGUCCCGCCCGUUCAACGGAGGAGCCACCGUAGGCUUCCGCUCAGCCAAAUACACGCCGAUGGAUUGGCACUCUAACAAUUACGCGAUCCUUCAACAGGCUGAAACAGAUGCAACUGCAGCCGAGAGGAUCCAGCGACUGUCCAAAAGUCUUUGCAAGAAAAGUGAAGCAGACGCGCAGAGCAGACAGUCAGAGGGAACUCGCCAUCUGGGCGGGAGGUUGCAGGAGAUCCACUUGUUGAAGUCGGAGUUGCAGGGGCACAUCGAGAAGUUGUUGGCUGAGACGGACCUGCUGCUCCUUCUCAAGACCCGUUUGGAGAAAGCGCUGGACGCCACCGAAAUACCAUACGGCAUCGCCACCGAUAACCUCACCUGCCGGGAGAGGCGCCUAGGACCCGAACUGGUUAAAGAUGCAGUCGAGGACGAGCUUUUGAAGGAAAUUGACCUGAUCAGAAACAUACAAGCCCUUCUGAAGAGGACGAUCGAUCAGGUUGUCUGCCAGAUCCAGAUUAACAGAGAGGCUAAAAUGACUUUGGAGUUGGACUGGUCUGACAAAUGGCAUGCAUACAACCUGGAUGACCAGUGUGGACGAUACAACAACAUGAGCAGAAACACACAGCACCACCCAAGUUCAGCCACGAUGCAGGAUCAGGUGUCAGAGCCCACCUCCUGGCUGCAGUUUAGCGAGGAAAAUCUGUCCAGGGCCGCACAGGAAGAGCACACCACCAUGAAUCUAAGGGUGCUGGUGGAGAGGCUGUUGCGGGACACCACGGAGGACUUGAGGUCCCAGUGUGCUGCUGUGGACCAGGCCUUCAGCCAGCGCUGCUCGGAACUGGCCGAGGCCAAAACCCUGCUGGAGCUACAGCUCGCACAGAUUUUGGAUCAGAUCGGCGCUCAGGAGAGGAACAUUGUUGCUUUGCAGCAGGCAAUCCUUGACAAAGAUGCCCCACAAAGAGUGGCUCAGUCAAGGCUCUACCACCGCUCCCACAGGCCCAACAUGGAGCUCUGCAGAGAUGACCCUCAGCUCAGUUUGGUGGAAGAAGUGCGGCAGCUGGAUGCCAUGCUGUCAUCGCUGCAGCAGCAGCUGGCUGAAGCACGUGGUUCGCUGGCCCACCUGGAGGAGUCCCGCACGGCCCUUGAGAAGGCCAUCGCGUGUAAAACACACUCUCUGCUGGUGGACAAGGACAAGUGCAUGCCCCACCGCAGACGCUACCCCACCGUCGUGGCGCUAGCAGGCUACUGAAGUAGAUUAAAAAAUAAUCGUUUUUUGUGGUUGAUUUGGGUUUUUAUAGUACAACUGUGUCAGGAUAAUUCAGACACUACUUUGUCAUCAGCGUACACUCAUAACAAGUUGCUUCUGGUUUUCCUUUUUCUAGUUGUAGCCACUCAUACUCGCCACUUGAGGGCAGUCACCGACAAAAACAUGAUACUCUUUUUACUGUACCAAUAGACUUUGAAACAUAUGGUUGUUAAUUAAGCAUGACACCUAAUAACUUCAAUCCUUUUCAUUAAACAAACAUCUGUUGACGCAACAGAUUCAAAGUUGUUUCUGCUUUGGGCUUCAUGGCUCGUUGUCCUCAAUCACGUACAUUCACAUCAAACACAGAAUCAUCACCACUCGAUCAUCUGUAGACAGCAGAUCCACACUAACGAAAACGAUAUUCCCCUCCCCCGCCCGUUUUCCUUGGCAGCGUGGCAGGAAUUUUUCCGUAAUGAUGGACUCAUUGCAAAGAUUCAUCUAGCUGUAGAAACGCUGUAGUACAUAUUCCAGGCCUAUAUUCGGCACUGUUUCUGCUAUAGAACUCCAUCAAAAAAAUAAGAAGAGGAGGCGGAGCAUGUGCAUCAGGGCUGCGGGCUGUAUACAAACAUGCAGUCGAAGAAGAAGAAACCAAGAACCGACAGUUGUUAAACCUUGUAGAUUGAGCAGAAAAUACUUUUUAAUGUACAGUUAGUAAUUAUAUUUACUAAGGGGCUGUAAUUAAAGCUACAAAAAUAAAUCAAAUCAAACAAAAACAAAUUGGAUGGAAAUCUAACGUUUUCCACCGGGUGGGUUGGGCGAUGACGUCAUCGUUUGCAUAUCUUGGGUCUCAUGACUCCCAAAACGAAAAAACGAAGAGGGGGAGCUUGUCUCUUUUUCACCCGUGGACCUGGUUUCCAAAGAGUGCGUUUGCAGGCCCAUAAAACUCAGUGUCCUUGACGGUCGGCCCAAACGUGCAAGACUGCAUGUUUUAAAUCGUAGCCGUGUGGCCAGGGCCUAAACCACACGGAAAGGUUGGUUGCAAUCUGCCACCUAAUCGCUAGAUGCCACUUAAUCAUACACACUGCACUUUGAAGGGUAGUAAAUAAAAAAAAAUGAAUUAUCACAUUCGACGAGGGCCUACCUAUGGCACUGCC
This is a messenger RNA of Gadus macrocephalus (Pacific cod), 2656 nucleotides long. RefSeq names its product tektin 4 (gene tekt4). The record is from RefSeq and is a predicted model, not a curated record. Bases 165 to 1505 code for a protein of 446 amino acids. The transcript is spliced from 7 exons. Gene Ontology annotation, cellular component: microtubule cytoskeleton; nucleus; sperm flagellum. NCBI's taxonomy places the organism in Eukaryota, Metazoa, Chordata, Actinopteri, Gadiformes, Gadidae. Gene Ontology annotation, biological process: cilium assembly; cilium movement involved in cell motility.